Molecule: messenger RNA, 5103 nt
Organism: Closterium sp. Naga37s-1
Lineage: Eukaryota; Viridiplantae; Streptophyta; Zygnematophyceae; Desmidiales; Closteriaceae
Source: the annotation of a GenBank genome assembly
AUGGGUGCUGGUCAUAACUCAUCACCUCUUCCCUUCCCUCUUCGCCUCUCCAUUCUUCCACACUCAGAUUCAGCCCCUACCUUCAAGAUCCAGGGCAACUACCUGACGGGCAGCAUGCCGGCAGCGCUGCCGGCGUCCCUCAAGUACCUGGACGCAUCAGGGAACUACCUGGUGAGAAAGUGGUUGAACAAGGGGGAGGAGGGGGGACAUGUGUGCAAGAAGGCCUUGCACGAGUGCCUGCCCCCUGCGGCGCUACUGAGUGUGAAGGCAUCGCUGGGAGUGUCAUUCACCAGCUGGGCGGUGAGCUCGCCGUGUGCCGUGGAGGGAGUGGCAGCACCGCCAGGCGCGUGGUCCAACGUCCUCUGCAACUCUGCCUUCAAACCCGUCUCCCUGUCAGUCACCCGUCUCCCUGUCAGUCACCCGUCUCCCUGUCAGUCACCCGUCUCCCGCAAGCUGUCGGGGCAGAAGCUGGCAGGAAAGAUGCACUCUGACAUCUCCAAGCUCUCCACCCUCACCUCCGUUGAUUUCAGCAGCAACCUAUUGCAGGGGCGUCUGGAUGCAUUCACAACCGACUUCAAGGCGCUCACCUCGCUCAAGCAAGCAACUUCCCACAUCCGCUCCCACAUUUUUACCACUUUUCCUUUCAUUUCCGCUUGGACGCCUACCCCCACCUGCCCUCCCCUCGCAAUCCUCAACUUCAAUCAACCUCAACUGGGUCUCGCCCUCCAACAAUUCCGCCUCGCCCAUGGCAGCAACUUCAACUUCAACUGGUUCGCUGGGUCCAUCCCCUCUGCCCUUGUGGGCAUCACCUCCCUCACAUCAUUCGGUGCGAGCUACAACUACCUGUACGGCCCCGUGCCCAAGCUCGGCACGGCUCUCAAGACCAUAGACCUGCAGAAGAACUGGCUGUCCGGCACAUUCCCCGGCACUGGCUUCCUCUCCUGCUCUGCCUCCUCCAACUGCUUCGCCAACUCAGGCGCAUGCAACACCACAGGCACCACGCAGCGCCCAUUGGCUUCUUGCGCCGUCUGUGACUCUCCCACUGGGGCUGAUCCCAUCUGUGCCGGCGGCACCUGUGCUCCCAACACUGCCGGCCCUCUUGCCUCCUCCACCACCCCCACCACCUCGUCUCCCAUUCUCCCGCGCUUCUGUGUGGGUGUGCCUUUGAACGCAGUGCAAGCCGCCAUUCUCCUCUCUGUGAAGACGGCUCUCGGGGUCACCUUCACCGAGUGGUCUGCCAGUACCCUUGCAGUAGCCCCCAAGGCCAAGCCCCUUGUCAGAGAAUCCAGGAACGGGCUCAAGGCGAUGGGGCGGCGGCGCUUGGCAGAGAGUGAAGCGGGCAGGGAGAGGGUGCUUCUGGUGGCUCCCCCCUCGCCUUUAGGGCAGGCGGGUCUGUGCACGAUUCAAGGCCAGACGCCCGUGCCUGGCUCCUGGCCGGGCGUGUUCUGCUCUUCUGCUGGCAUGGUUGUUGGCCUCACCACUCUGCCUUCCAAGUUCUCUCUCUAUCUCUGCUGCUCCCUCCGCCCCUGUUGCCCCCUCUGUCCCUUUUGUUCCCUCUGCCUCUGCGCCCUCCCUGCCUCUGCUGCUCCCUCUGCCCCUGCUGUGCCACGGCACGGCCCCCUCUCUGUGGUGGGCAGGGAUCUUCGGAGUGACCUGCUGCGAGGCACCGUGCACGCCGACAUUUCCAAGCUCACCACACUCACUGCGCUCUACCUGUCAUCCAAUCUGUUUUACCAGCGUCUUGACUCCUUUGUGGCUCCUAUCCUGCCCACGGCCUCUCUCAAGGAGUUGGCGGUGAGCUUCAACUGGCUCUACGGCUCUGUGCCAUCCAAGCUCCUCACCAUGGCCGCCCUCUCCAAUCUUACACACGGCCGUGCCCCCACCUUCUCGUCCUUCCCUUCCGCCUCUGCUACUGCUGGUACACACGCUCCCGCCCCCACCUGCACUUCCUUUUUCUCUACCUUCGCUGCUGCUGUUACAUACGCUCCCGCCCCCACCUGCACUUCCUUUUUCUCUACCUUCGCUGCUGCUGUUACAUACGCUCCCGCCCCCACCUGCUCUUCCUUUUUCUCUACCUUUGCUGCUGCUGUUACACACGCUCCCGCCCCCACCUGCUCUUCCCUUUUCUCUACCUUCGCUGCUGCUGUUACAUACGCUCCCGCCCCCACCUGCACUUCCUUUUUCUCUACCUUCGCUGCUGCUGUUACAUACGCUCCCGCCCCCACCUGCACUUCCUUUUUCUCUACCUUCGCUGCUGCUGUUACAUACGCUCCCGCCCCCACCUGCACUUCCUUUUUCUCUACCUUCGCUGCUGCUGUUACACACGCUCCCGCCCCCACCUGCUCUUCCCUUUUCUCGACCUUCGCUGCUGCUGUUACACACGCUCCCGCCCCCACCUGCUCUUGCUUUUUCUCUACCUUCGCUGCUGCUGUUACAUACGCUCCCGCCCCCACCUGCACUUCCUUUUUCUCUACCUUCGCUGCUGCUGUUACAUACGCUCCCGCCCCCAUCUGCUCGUUCUUCCCUUCCGCGCCGGCAGCUACCAGUCCACACGCCCCUGCCCCCUUCUUCUCGUCCUUCUCUUCCCCUUCUGCUGCUGCCCUUGCUCCCACCUCCUCGUCCUUCCCUUCCGUGCCUGCCGCUUCUGGUUCAUCCGCCCAUGCCCCCACCUUCUCGUUCUUCCCUACCAAAUCUGGUUCCCGUUGCUCCUCGCUCUGCGCGGCUGACUUCUUCUCUGUGCUCCCUCAUUCCCCUGCUGCCUGCCUCUCGGACUCGGACUCCUUCUCCGCUCCUCCUCGUAAGCCUCUCUUUCCCCGCCUGCUUCCCCCCAUCGCCUUUCCCUCCUCUCAGGCGAAUAUUCCUGGAAUUGCCUUUCUCGCUUCCUCCUUUCCCGCUGCUGCCGGUCCUCUCUCUCAGGAAACUCUCUCCGUUCUUCCUGCCUUCUCCUCUGCCCCUCUCUCCUUCCAGUCCUGCUUCUCCCUUACUCCUGCACCAGGUUUCCGACGCCCUUCUUGCCUUCCCCUGUACCCCUCUCUUCCUUCAAAGUUUGAUCCCUUCUCCUUCUUACCCCGGUGGCACCAAUCCAGCCCAUGCUCAUGUUCCUCCCUUGCCCUUUCUGUCCUCCCUUCAGGCGACCUCUCACCCCUUCUGUAUUGCUCCUCCUCUCUCCAUUUCAGCUUCUCCUUUUCUUCGUCCCACGGCUCUGGCGAUCGCCGAGCUCCCAUCACCAUACGCCUCCUCCUCUCAGUUUCUGGCUGUGGCUCCGGCGAUCCGUCUUCCCCACGCAUGCGCCCUGUCGCGCGGUCAUUCUCCUUGCUCUUGCGGCGCCUCGCGCCACUCCCGCGCACCUCCCCUGGCGCGCGAUCUUCAUCCGCGCUGCUCCCCUGGCGCCUCGCGCCACUCCCGUGCCUUUCGUCAGCAGAACGCUCCGCAUCCGCGUCCCCGCGGCGCCUCGCGCCAUUCCCGCGCAUUUCACCGUCCGAUCCGUCUGCAUCUGCGCUCCCGCAGCGCCUCGCGCCAUUCCCGCGCAAUUCACCCUCCGAUCCGUCUGCAUCUGCGCUCCCGCAGCGCCUCGCGCCAUUCCCGCGCAUUUCACCGUCCGAUCCGUCUGCAUCUGCGCUCCCGCAGCGCCUCGCGCCAUUCCCGCGCACUUCGUCUGUCGAGCGACUCGAUCCCGUCGCCUUUCCGCACUCUUCGCGUUUCUCUCCGCGGUGCAUCUCGCCUCCCUCGCGCAUGUCGUCCGGCAAGCGAUCUGCUCCCGCGUCCCUUGGAUCAUCUUCCGCCGUCUCCUCGCCGUCGGCCUCGUUUGCCAACAUCAGCGAGUCCGGAUCGCUCCUCGACGGCUGGGGUCCUGGCGCCGAUCUCGUCUGCAGACCGAGCUCGCCUUCGCCGCGCCGUCCGUCGCUGGUUGCCAUCCGAUCCACCCGAUCCGCCUCUCUCCUAGGCGAGCGACCUGGCGAUCUUCCCCGCUCCUUUGAGCGCAUCCUUCGCGGCGGUGGUAACUCCCGACGCGACUCCUCCAUAACCCACCCCCCCCCUUGUUACCAUUCCUAUCUUAUUUUCUCCCUUCCAUUUUCCCACCUUUCUUCCCUCCUCUUCCCUCCUCGUCCCCCCGCCAUCCCAACCACCAGUCGCUUCAGCUACAACUAUCUGACAGGCACGCUGCCCAAGCCUGGUGCCACCCUCAAGGGUCUCAGCACGCAGGCCAACUUCCUCUCGGGCACUUUCCCCACGGCCACACUGGCAGCCUGCAACGCUCGCCUCAACUGCUUCACUGAUGCCUCAGGCUGCUUCAACCUGGAUGGAACGGAGCAGAGGACAGCAGCAGAGUGCAGCAUGUGUGGGUCACUAACCAAGAAGCAGCAGACGCUGUGUGGAGGCGGCAUCUGCUUGCCCAUCAUCUCUCCUUCCCUCGCCAAGGUUCCCAACAGUGCUUCUGCUCCCAUCCUCCCGAUGACAUGUGCUGCCGUGCCCCUUGAUGCAACCUCCGCACUUUUGAGCAUAGGGGCGGCUCUCGGGGUGAGAGACACGGACUGGCGCAACGGCAGCAAGUGCAACAUUGAGGGGCAGACCGCCAACCCCAAGUCGUUUCUGGGCGUGUGGUGCAACGCCAACGGCACCGUCCUCUCCAUCGAUUUGUCCUACAAUCUCUUCUCUGGUCAGCUCUCCAAGUUCGUCUCCAACAUGCUGCCGCUGACCACCAUGGCCACUCUCCGGCUGGGAGCGAACUACCUGACGGGCACGCUGCCAGCCAUGGCCACGCAGCUGCAGGUGCUGGCCAUCGCCAGCAACCUCCUGGCGGGCGCCUUUCCCACGCAGCCCUUCCAGCUGUGCGACAUCCGCAGCAACUGCCUCUCCUCGCCGGGCUCCUGCGCCAACGAUGCCGGUGUGGCUCAGCGCACCUCCGGCUGUGCCUUCUGUGGUUCCGCCACGGGCGCCCCGCCUUUCUGUGCGGGCACCGCCUGCACUCCCGAUGUCGCUGCUCGCCUUGCUGCCGGCACCGUCAACACCCCUGCUGCCGCCCUCCUAGCAAUGUUCUGCCAGGCGGUUCCCGUUGAUGACAACUCCGGUGAGUGGGGAUUUAUAUCCCUUCGUGAUAGUUGA